AUCUAAAUCUCAAUAGUAUACCUGAAAAGAGUUGAGUGUCAAAGUGUAAAGGGCCUUUAGGCCUCCUUUUUAAAAUGCUUACGGGUAUUGUUUCGCAUUCUUGGCUAGUGUUAUUUAUUUUUUGUUACGCUUCAUGUGAAGAAGAACCCAUAACCUCUGCUAGAAUUAUAAGGCCUAGAUGUAGCGUUGAUAAAGACUGCAAAGCAAAUGCAUUCUGUUUUGGAAAUGACAACUACUUGCCAGGGCAUUGUAAAUGUAAAGAUGGUUUUGAAAUGUUCAGUGAGGGCAAGAAUUACGAAUGCUUAGAAGAAUUGCAAUUGGGCCAGAAGUGCGAAAAGGAUGUCCAGUGCAAAGUUUUGGCUGGUGCCUUGGCUGUAUGUGCUGGCGAUGACAUCGAUAAAUUCUGUUCUUGCGAUGGAUCAGUAUCACAUCGAGUCAAAAACCGAUGUUAUGAAACCAAAUAUUUGGACGAAUUUUGUCAGGUGGACGAAAACUGCCUGCUACCGGAGAGUCCCAUAGAAGAGUACAAAUUUGCAAUAUGCGAGUCGAAAUGCACAUGCCCAAUUGGUAUGACACCGUCCCAAAGCAAGAAACGAUGUCUCGAGUACAGAAAAUUGGGACAGAGGUGUGAAAAUGACAUUCAGUGUCAAUUAAAGACUAGCAACACAGUUUGUAGAGAGACCUGCACGUGUGAAGCGGGCUAUGUUCGAUCUUGGAACCUCAACACAUGUCUGAAAGCUGCUCUAAAAUUCGACGAUCCUUGCACAGAAGAUGCUCAGUGUUCUGCUCAUCUGGAAGAUUCAAUCUGUGUACAGAAGAGAUGUUCAUGCCCUCAAAACUUCCAUGGCUAUCUAGUCAAGUGUAGAGCAGAUGCCUUACCUGGUAAUGCUUGUUUCGACAUCGGCGAUUGUCUCAUCUUCAAAGAGUUGAAGGACAAAGUUGCUUGUGCCAGGGGAGUUUGUACAUGUCUUUACGGAAAAUCUUAUGAUGAUAACAUUUGUCUAUCUGGUGGAUCUUCUGGACUAUUAGGAAAUAAAGGCAUAACAGUGAUAUCUGUCUUUGUUGUUUUGUUUAUGACUUUAUCUAUUCACUGAGUGUUAGAUCAGUCAUUCUUUAGAUGUAAAAUUUGUUCGAAUAUUUUGAAACUUUUACAGAUAUACACUUUAAAAAUUAAACUUUUUGUAUUAA
Harmonia axyridis is the source of this 1188-nucleotide messenger RNA. RefSeq names its product stabilin-1-like. The transcript is spliced from 5 exons. The record is from RefSeq and is a predicted model, not a curated record. NCBI's taxonomy places the organism in Eukaryota, Metazoa, Arthropoda, Insecta, Coleoptera, Coccinellidae. Bases 75 to 1094 code for a protein of 339 amino acids.